Messenger RNA from Fusarium vanettenii 77-13-4, 327 nucleotides. RefSeq lists its product as uncharacterized. The transcript has a single exon. The annotation marks the transcript as partial. The record is from RefSeq and is a predicted model, not a curated record. Lineage: Eukaryota; Fungi; Ascomycota; Sordariomycetes; Hypocreales; Nectriaceae.
UCCGCAACCCAAUCCACGCCAUUCAUAUACCGGCUCAUCCUCCUUAGCAUCGAGCCCUUCCUCGCCACCGCCGGCGCCAUCAUGGUGUCGGUCAAGCCGGCUGCUUACGCUGACGCCAUGACGCGCGGGAGCAUUACCUUUGCGCAGAGCAACGCCUUUAUUUAUACCCAGAUCGGGGGCUCCUGGAUCUAUUUUGCCUUUAUCGAUGGCGUGGUGAUGCGCAUGUUCGACGACUUGGCCCUCUGGCGCGUGCUGUGCACGGGGAUGCUGCUGAGCGACAUCUGGUACUGCGCCGGCACGGUCCAGGGCGCCGGGGGGCUGGCCAAU